This is a messenger RNA of Closterium sp. Yama58-4, 1314 nucleotides long. The record is from the annotation of a GenBank genome assembly. NCBI's taxonomy places the organism in Eukaryota, Viridiplantae, Streptophyta, Zygnematophyceae, Desmidiales, Closteriaceae.
AUGGCCUCUAUUCGCGUUCUUUCCUUCGAUGCUGAGGGCCGUCCCGUGCAGUUCACUUCCUGGCUCGACGACCUGCAGUUGUAUCUUAUGAGCAAUAGCACGGACCACAUCUCCCUCUAUGACUACGCGUCUGGUGCUGCCGCUGCUCCUGCUGCCACAGCCGAGCUUAGUGUUCGUUCCCACUGGCAGACUCGUGACGCAGCUGCUCGCCUAGCCAUUCGCAGUCACCUGCCGCUAGCUGAGCUCGAGCAUUUUGGCGACUGCAAAUCCGCUAAGGCCCUGUACGAUGCUGUCGUUGCUCGCUACUCCUCGCCUGCCACAGCCGAGCUUAGCCGCCUCAUGCUGCCGUACCUGUUCCCCGAUCUGUCCACCUUUACUACAGUCGCCGAUCUUAUCACCCACCUUCGCACUAGUGAUGCUCGCCUGCGUGCCGCCCUUCCCACCGAGUUCUGCGCUAAGAACCCCCCUCCACUGUACUGGACACUCCACUUCAUAGUCACCCGUCUCCCUGACACCCUCCGCUCAGUUCGAGACCACUUCCUUGCUCGCUGUCCCACUGAGCUCACAGUCGCCCUCCUAGAGGAGCAGCUGCUCGCGGCCGAAAAGAGCAUUGUAGCUGUCGGUGCUGCUCGUGGCGCUCCUCGCACCCCCAUCUUUGAGGGGUGUUCUCCCUCUCCCCUCGCUCCCUCCUACACUGCUGCUGCUGCUGUUGACUUCCUUGGUGCUGAGUCUGUUGGCGCUGCUUCUGCUCCUGGUGGGAGGCGCCGCACCGGCAAGGGCAAGGGGGGCAAGGGUGGUGGUGGUGGCGCUGGGGGGGGAGGAGGUGGGGGAGGUGGGGGGGGAGGCGGUGCUGGAGGGAGCGGUGGCGGGAGCGCUGGUGGGAGUGGGGUCGGUGGUGGAGGCGGGGGCGGCGGAGGAAGCAGUGGCAGUAGUGGCGGCGGCGGCGGUGGCGGCGGCGGCGGUGGCGGCGGUGGCGGUGGUGGCGGUGGCGGCGGUGGCGGUCGGAGCGGUGGUAGUGGUGGCGGCGGAGGUCGGAGUGGAGGCACUGGCUCGGGCCAGAGCUCCCAGCAGCAGCAGCGUCCCCAGACGACCCAGCAGCUUCGUGAGUGGCUUGCUCAGCGUGGGACGUCGGGGGGCAGUGGCCGCUGUUCUUAUGUCAUUCGCACAGGUGACCGCAAGGGACAGACGUGUGGGAGGUUCCACACCCCGUACCGCUGCUUCUCCCGCCUUGACGACGCUUGGCGUGAGGAGAUGGGUGCGGAUGUUGAGCGCCCCCGCUGGGCUGAGCUCAUGAGGGCUGGUGUCGAUGUAUAG